GAAAACUCAUAUACGUUGUUGAGGGGAAAAGAAGUAUCAGAUGUAGCCACUGAAAAAUCAUGUGAGGGAUCAAAUUCAUUUAUCAAUUUAAAUUUACUUUACUGUUUCUAAAAAUAUAUUUUUAUUACUUCAUAAUUUUCUUUAAGAUGUUUUUAGAAUAUAAUUGUGACAGAAAUUGUUUAAUUAUGGCUAACUGAAUUUGGUGAGCUUCAUUUAUCUCAUACCAAUCUGAAUCUGAAUUAGACUUUACUAAUGUGAAUGGUGUCAUUUAGGACAUUAAUUGAAAUUAAUCUCUUACAUUUAAAACAUUUCCUCUAUUAUUUUAAAUUAUCUAUAAGUAUAAGGAUUAAAAUCUGAAACAUAGGAGCCAGAAUGAUCAAUUCAUUGAUCGUGGACCCUCAAAAUAAAGAAGAAGAAGAGAGAAGAAGAAGAGAGAUGAAGAAAAUAUUGUGUUGUAACUUUCAUUUUUUAAUUUUUACCCAACAUGAUAAUUUGUAAUUCUUAAAUUUAAAUAUUUUAAAUGGGGAAGUUUUCUGAAAUAUAUUUUUUGAAAUUUUCAAUGUUUAAGUUAAUUAGAAUGAGCAAUAAAACUACUGUUGCAUUCUUCCAGAUACACUCAUACACACAUAGUAAUAUGAACUUUGAAGUUUAGUCCUACAUGUAAUUUUGUAGUCUUUUACUCAAGGACAGGUAUGGAGAUGGAAGCAAAGAUAACAAAAAUGAUGACGAUGAAAUUUGCCAUUCUAGAGGAAGAUUUAUUUUCACUCAAAAAGACAACAGAACAAGUACAAGAAAAACAAGAAAAUGUUGAUAGGAGAUUAAAAGAUGUCUCAUCUCAAGAGGAAAAUGUUAACAAACAAUUUGAAUCUUUUGAUAAAUCAAAUUUGAAUUUUACGAAUCAAAUCCAAAAAUCAGUUACAGAACUUGAGAAAAAAAGCAAAAAAAUGUUCACAAAUUUUCAUAAUUUAUAUGAAACUGUAGACAAUUUUAAUGGCAAAUUAAAUAGUUUAGAAG
Messenger RNA from Lymnaea stagnalis (great pond snail), 1014 nucleotides. NCBI's taxonomy places the organism in Eukaryota, Metazoa, Mollusca, Gastropoda, Lymnaeidae. The record is from the annotation of a GenBank genome assembly.